AAACGGCAUACGGGAAAGGUCGGACAGCAGUCAAUUUCUUGCAAAAAAGUUUUUUAUUGAAAUCAUCAAAAAUGCGUGUUGCAAUCGUUCUUUUGGCCAUUAUGGCGCUUAUCUGUGCUAUAUCAUCCGUGGAAGGUGCCAAAUGCGAUAUAAUGUGUACCGCUGACUAUACUCCCGUUUGUGGCGUUCCUCGCAAUGGCCAAGGUAAACCCCGGACUUUUAGCAAUCGGUGCCAAAUCAGCCAGUACAACUGUGCCAACAAAAAAGAUUACAUUUUCCAACGUAAAGGAGAGUGUUAAGGCAAGACUGAAACACUUUAUCAUUCGGCCUGGUCUGCGGAUAGGUUCAGUGGCUUCUUCUAUUAUAUCAUUCAAUUUAUCGACGUAUAAAGUUAAGCACAAUCGAUGCUCUAUUCCUGUUUGAACCAUGGCAAUAAAAUAAACUAUUAACAACCGCAAUGUCUUGUCCGAUAGUUCUAAGAUUUUUUUUAUCCUAUGCCCCUAGCGUAUAU
Messenger RNA from Anopheles aquasalis, 511 nucleotides. RefSeq names its product vasotab. Gene Ontology annotation, molecular function: protein binding. The record is from RefSeq and is a predicted model, not a curated record. Lineage: Eukaryota; Metazoa; Arthropoda; Insecta; Diptera; Culicidae.